AGUCUGGUGAUGUCACCGCCGGAUGCUCCUUAUAUGGGCAGCGCUCACGCGGUUACAUUGAUGUAGGCAGUGGUUUAUAGCCACACAGCAGCGCGAGACGAAAGAAGUCUAUUAAGGACUACACAGCGACAGGACUCAGACACUCACUCUUCAUCUGGACCACAAUCCGGGACUGGAUUUAAGACCCCGACAUGCUGACUCCAACACUAACUCUGUGUGCUGCUCUCCUGCUCCUCUCUCACUCGGCUUCAGGCUCCUAUCCUCGAGCACAGAAUGUCACUUGGACAUCCACCAACUUUAAAACUCUUCUGACCUGGCAGCCGAAACCGUCCGACAGCUACUCCUACACAGUGGAGUUCUCUGUGGUUGGUGGGGACAGACAGAGGAAGAGUCACUGUAUACGGUCCACGGGGACGGAUUGUGAUCUGUCCGGUUCCAUGGAUGACUUGAAAGCCUGCUACACAGCUGAUGUCCUGUCUGAACCCCCGCUCGGUGUCUCGUCUGACAUAAUUGAGUUCCCCUACUCCAGCUCACCACGAUUCUGCCCCUACAAAGACACUGAUAUAGGCAGACCUGACUUCAAGCUGGAGGUCAGUGAAGACAAAAAGACCACCACCCUGUAUGUGACUGACCCGCCCACCGCCCUGUUCUUAGACGGCCGCCAGCUGAACAUCAGGGACGUCUUCUCCGACCAGCUUCAGUAUAAAGUCACCUAUCGUAAAGAUAAGAGCUCAGGCAAGAAAGUUCACAUCUCUAAGGACAGUCCGAUAAAGCUCACUGAUCUGGACCGGGGGGAGAACUACUGCUUCAGCGUCCAAGCUUACAUCCCGAGUCGCGACAUCAACAAGCAGUACGGGGAGAUGAGCAUUCCCCAGUGUUCCAAUGACAGGGACAAGUCCAUCUUUGAAGUGUACUCAGUGGGUGUGAUCGCCGCUGCCAUCUUCCUGAGCCUGCUGCUGCUCGGCCUCAUCGUUGCUGUCACGGUGGUCUGCUGCAGACGCAGGAAGAAAGCUCUCAGCAGUGGAAAAGAGGGAUUACCACUCAGCGACAUCAACAACCAGGCCUGAUAUCUCCGUUUUUAGCCACUGGAGUGAAUCAUUCGUUUCUGUGAAACGGCCUCUGAAUGAGUGAGACAUAUUUGAUUGUGUCUUUAUUAUCUCAUGCUGCAGAUAAGAUUUGAUAAACACUGUUUGAACCCUUCAGACUCAUUCCCCUCCGAUCCCCCACACUUUGAACUCUAAGAUGUACCUGGGACUGUUGUUUCAGGGAAGAAUUUAGUAAGAGUUGUGAAUUCAACAUUUGUACAUUUUUUAUAUAUUAUUUUAUAUAAGCUGAAUGUGUGUGUGCGUGUGUGUCUCUAUUUAAUUGCUGUCAUAUGAUGACUGUGAGUAAAUGUUUUUGAUGUUAUUAUAAUAAUAUUCUGGAAACACUGUAACACUGAUCAGUCUACUGUAGAGCUGCUGCUGGCUGCUCAUUGCUGAAACGUAUCAGGACAUGUUCUGGAGUCCGUUGGGAAACUGUAUUAAACUGAAGUUGUACCACACAGAUGAAA
Notolabrus celidotus (New Zealand spotty) is the source of this 1552-nucleotide messenger RNA. Its product is annotated as tissue factor-like. The record is from RefSeq and is a predicted model, not a curated record. Gene Ontology annotation, biological process: blood coagulation. The transcript is spliced from 6 exons. Gene Ontology annotation, molecular function: protein binding. Bases 192 to 1067 code for a protein of 291 amino acids. NCBI's taxonomy places the organism in Eukaryota, Metazoa, Chordata, Actinopteri, Labriformes, Labridae. Gene Ontology annotation, cellular component: membrane.